GAGUUCCUUCUCUUCCACCUUUCGUGUGGCGCAGCGACCAUUUUUUCUUUCGGAGACUCGGAAGCUCCUCCAGCCGAAGGCGCUGUUCUGCGGAACGGAAUCGUUCGCAAGGAUGAAUCACUUCGAAGUUCAGCAGAACGCCUUUUGGGCCUGUGAAGAGACGAGGUCCGCCUUCGUCUCUGAUCGGAGGGAGCCGGUUGUUUGCCCCAAACCUCGGCGAGUCAGCAUGUUAAUCAACAGUCCGGGCAGGCCCUUGAGAUGCUACCCGAGUCAUCCGGCUGAGGUAUGCGAAUCAAAAGCAGGGGUAGAGCUUCUGGACAUGAUUCUCAUGAAGGAAGGUAAUGGUGCAGGGCAAUCCAUGACCCAUAUGGCUUCAUCGCCGCCCCCAUUUUUUUGUGGGUCACCUCCUAGUAGGUCUGCUAACCCAUUAGCUCAAGAUGCUCGGUUUGGGGACGAGAGGUUUGCUCCCUUAUCAGCAUUGCCAGUCUCUUCCCCCUCGGGCUUGUUAUCUCCAUCAUCGUCAGCACGCAUGGGAUUGUGUGUUCGAACGAAGUUUGGGCCCAAACCGGCUGCAGUAAGGGUAGAAGGAUUCGAUUGCCUCAAUAGGGAUCACCAAAGUUCCAGCAUCCCAGCAGUUGCUUAAGAUUUCAAGCAGUGUACAUAGCGGGAAGCUAGAUGCCACAAGUCCACACAAACACAUCCUACUUAACAAUGCAGAGGGAGUUUUGAAAUUUUUUUAAAGGAAGUUGAUGGAGAGCGAAUUCUGUAUGUAUAUACAUUGUUUGUAUUAUUAAUCUAUGUCUUAGCUAAUAUCACUGUAAUUAAGUCGAUCAAACAAAGGCGGCGAUGCCAAUCCUUGUCUUGUGGAGAAAGGCUUGAUGCGCACCUUUUUUCCCUCCUCUCUUAAGAGUAUGGGUCUUUUGUAAAAUAGGAAGAAUGAGGGGUGUUCUGAUUUGUAUCUGUUGGCACCAUGAACUGUAUAGAGCCAGCUUGUGUUGAUUUGUUGAAGUCUUCUGCUUUGUAAAUAACUCUUGCAAGUAAAUGUUUAUGGUUUGGUUGUGUGUCUGGUAA
Malania oleifera is the source of this 1071-nucleotide messenger RNA. RefSeq lists its product as uncharacterized. The transcript has 4 exons. The coding region runs from base 113 to 643 and encodes 176 amino acids. NCBI's taxonomy places the organism in Eukaryota, Viridiplantae, Streptophyta, Magnoliopsida, Santalales, Ximeniaceae. The record is from RefSeq and is a predicted model, not a curated record.